Molecule: messenger RNA, 861 nt
Organism: Anthostomella pinea
Lineage: Eukaryota; Fungi; Ascomycota; Sordariomycetes; Xylariales; Xylariaceae
Source: the annotation of a GenBank genome assembly
AUGUCUUACGCAGAUAAAUACACGAAAAAGCCCAUUACCGACAUCUUCACCAGCGACACAGACAUCGACCGCCGGCAAUGUACGCGGACAGUGCCAAUGAAGGUGCUCCUACUGGGCACCGGUCGCACAGGAACUGCAUCAAUGCGAGCGGCCAUGAAGCAGCUCGGCUACGUUGACACAUAUCACAUGAUGAACUGCUCGAUCGAGAACCCGCCGGACGCACUGCUGUGGAUGGACGCGCUGCGGGCCAAGUACGACGGGGUCGGGCAGCCGUUCACGCGCAAGGACUGGGACCGGCUGCUGGGCAACUCGCAGGCCGUGUGCGACUGGCCGGCGUGCGCGUUCGCCAAGGAGCUGAUCGAGGCGUACCCGGAGGCGAAAGUGGUGCUGACGGGCCGCGACGUCGACUCGUGGCACGCGUCGACCAUGAAGACGGUCUACUGGCGCGCCACCGACCCGGAGCUGCGCGCGCUGUCGCACUGCAGCUGGGCCGCGCGCAUGUACUACCCCAUGCUCAAGAAGUUCUUCGACACCUUCUUCGAGGGCGACUUCCCGAACCGCGGCAAGCAGGUCUACAUACGCCACUACGAGGAGGUCAAGCGCAUGGUCGCGCCCGACAACCUGCUCGAGUUCCGCGUCCAGGACGGCUGGGAGCCGCUGUGCGAGUUUUUGGGCGAGCAGGUGCCCGCCGGCGACAAAUUCCCCAACGUCAACGACAACUCGGACUUUGUGUCGCGGUCGCGCCGGAGGAACCGCCGCCAGAUGCUCAACGUGGCGCUGCAGGGCCUCGAGAUCGUCGCGCUGAUCGGGAUGUUUAUUUACCUGAUCUUCUACGUGCAGAUGUCCAUGUUCUCGUCCUAG